Molecule: messenger RNA, 4854 nt
Organism: Hemicordylus capensis (graceful crag lizard)
Lineage: Eukaryota; Metazoa; Chordata; Lepidosauria; Squamata; Cordylidae
Gene: CMKLR1
Product: chemerin chemokine-like receptor 1
Exons: 8
Coding region: 3406-4485 (359 amino acids)
Biological process (GO): positive regulation of cytosolic calcium ion concentration; inflammatory response; phospholipase C-activating G protein-coupled receptor signaling pathway
Cellular component (GO): plasma membrane
Molecular function (GO): complement receptor activity; G protein-coupled receptor activity
Source: RefSeq, a predicted model, not a curated record
UCUAGCCCGGAAGCGGACUGGUAGCCAAUAAAGCUGAUGCAGGAUGGCCGUAAUACUCGUGAAGCGACUUGCACCCAUGAGCAUCCUUGUGGCAGCAUUCUGAACCACCUGAAGCUUCUGAACAGUCUUCAAGGGCAGCCCCACGUUCAUUCCAUUUGGGUGGCAUCCUUCAAAAUUAAUUAGUUAUUUCGCAAGCAACCUUUACCCCCAUAUUUUCUGAACAAUGCAUCAAUAAAGAUUAGGUAAUAAGAGAGCAAAGAGUGAAGGAAAGGUGUGGCGAGGAAUCAUCCUUCAAUCCUCUACCUCAUUGUAGAUAUACCACCAAGCCCUCUUGAACACAGUGGGACAUAGUGACCCAUAGGAUUGUGUUACUAAAGUUAUAGUCCUUGUAUUAACAUUAGAGCUCAUCAUUGGAUCAGAUCAGAAAAGAGUCAGCGUGGUGCAGUGGUUGGAGUGUUGGGCUAGGUCCAGGCAGACCCGAGUUCAAAUCUCCAAUCAGCUAUGAAACUCACUGCUUGACUUCGGACCAGUCGCUUAUCUCUCAGCCUAACAUACAAGGUUGUUGUGAGGAUAAACAUGUACACUGCUCUGGGCUCCUCAGAGGAGAAGCAGAAUAUAAAAGUAUAAGCACAUAAAAGUAACAUUGAAGCUUCCAGGCCGGGUUUGGUCCCAGGGAUUCAGCACCUUGGACAGGAGUCCUUGGCGGUGGAACCUGAUGGAAGUGCCUGAAACGGGCAUAGAGAAUCGAGUGCCUUUGCCACGGGGAGGUGUGGCAAGAUUAAAUUGGCAAGUUACCAAUAUAUAACAUCUCCUGCUCUGGUUCCCCUGGGAAGCUGUGGCACCGAGAGCUUAUUUAUGGAAAGAGCAGGCCAUUUCUUGUUGGAGUUGUGUAGAGCGGUAUGCUCAGUAAAAUUUGAAGUGCUGUCAUAAAUUACCGUUUGGCUGAGCAUGCCCUGGAUAGCAAGCGAAUGUAAUUGUUCUACCUGCCCCUCCCAAGCCAACCGUGGCUUUCGCUCCAGAUGUCUGGCUGACAAAACAGAAAGGGCUGCUGUAAGAAGCCAAGUGGGUCCGUCUCGAUCGAGGGACGCCACCGGCGCCUUUCUUCCGGUGCCACCAGUACUCUGGUUCCUCAGCGAUCCGUGUGUGCACAGAGCAUCGCGGCCUCGUGGGUCAUGCACCAGAACCCAAGCAACAAACACAUCACUGGGGUUGUAAUCUGCCAAGAAUUUGUAAUGCCAUUGCAAGCUGAAUAGGUGGGAAGAGCAAAUGUGGACUCAGUUGAUUUGCUAUUUAAAACAACCCUGCAACAACCUCUUAAUCUGUUUAGGGACUGAGUGACCCGUUAAAAUGCCAUAUCUUUCCCUACAAGUCCCAGAGAGAGAGAGAAAUGUUUGCCGGACCUCUUUGGCAAAAGCUUGUCCUCACUUUCUAAUCCUCCCCCCAGCCAAUUCAUCCUCUUUCAUUCUAUGUGGGGAACUCUGUGGCUAUUGAAUGGGAGAGAUUAAGGCUGAUUGCCUUUCAGUAUUUAUGCUUUGCUGUAUUGGACAUUUAAUCAGCAAACUGUUCCCUCUCCCUGCAUUUUCUCCUACUGCCCCUGAAAGAAGUGUAGUCAAGAAUUCCGAAAGCCUCUCUCUCUCCCUCUCUCCAUUCUGCUCUUAGAAAGAGCCGCUUGUUCAGAACUAUAUAUCUAUAGCUCUUGUUCAGAACUAUAUCUAUUUUAAUAUUUUACCUUCUGCCUUUCCCUGUUUAAAUAAUGAUGACUCAAGGUGAUUCACACCAUGAGAUGGCCUUUUAAAAAAAUCCCAUCACAAUAAAAAUGAUAUAAAUGCAGCCAUUUGAAAACAGCAGCCGUUUAUUUAUUGUGGCUGAGGAUGAUGGGAAUUGUAAUCCAAAAGCAUUUGAGGGCCCAGGGUUGACUCUUAAGGAUCCCAGGAUGGUGCUUUCUUCAUAUUAUCUGCAUGAUGCAGUAUGUUAGCCUGAGACAGAGAGAGAGAGAGAGAGAUUGAGUGAGAGUGUGUUACUUGCCAAAGGUAAUUGCUGAGUUUUGUGGAGGAGGAAGGAUUUGAACUCAGGUCUCCAGGGCCAGAGUUCUGCAUGCUAGUCUCUGCAGACUGGUAAUGCAAAGUGGUUAGUUAUGGUACCCGAGAAGAAAGUGGACACUGUGCCAAUCAGAGAGGUACAACUGAAAUGAAAUUUUCUCCGUACUGGGUAUAUCACAGUUUCUCAAAUUUGGGUCCUCAGAUGUUGUUGACUACAACUCCCAACAUCCCCUGCUCCGAUGGCCUUCAGGUAUAUGUGCAGCUCCCUCUGCUGGCAGCCCAAGCAAGAAGACUGGUAAUAGGAAACGGAUAUGUGAGGACCUUAAUUGAAGUGGAAGGAACCCAAAGCCACCAGGCUCUCCAGGUUAAUAAGAGGUCAUGCCUGGCGGAGCUGCACAGCGACCACACCACCAGGGACAGACUGAAGAAGAUUUUGGGUCCUAGACUUCCACCCAGAAGCCCAGGGUUAAGAGCUCCUCUGGCCAUGAUAACUUGAGCCACUGCAUCUGAAUCUGCCAAGGACUGUUGGACAGCAAAUGAGAACUCGGGACCCCUGCAGCUGGCCGCACCAUCUGGACCCUCGGCAGUACCGCCAGAUCAAAAAGCUUGGCCGUGCCAAGUUCAUCGCGGCAGACGGAGGCUUGGAAGAAAUGCCCAUUUGGGCAAAGGGCUGUGCACCUCCUCUUGCUCUUGGUCAGCGUCCCACACUUAUGUUUUUGGCCCACUUGGACUGAGAGCCAGUUCACCCUGGGUCCUGGCACCAAACUGGAUGAAACCCAAGUCUUUCCAAGACCUGACAUGCGUCCAGGCUCACCGAGACGGCGGAAGAGCGAGUCUCUCUCUCGAUGGCGAGCAGAUGAAUCCCUGCCUGGAUUUCUCCCUGAGAAUCCGUGUUCCUCUGAAAGCGGUGUCACAUUAGCAUUGACAUUUAAAGGUCUGCCGCUUCCAUCACAUCGCAUUAGGGUGGCGGGACCCGAUCGGUCUCCUCAGCCACGGCACUUAUGAGUUUGCAGCUGAGUUCUUGGGGUCAAGAAGCAAUGGAUCUGACUCACCUGGGGAAGUUUCAAAACUGAAAUGGCAACAAUCAGAAAUUAAGAAGGAGAAGGAGAAGAAAGAAGAGGAAGAGGAAGAAGAAGUGUCUGUUAAAAGCUUGAGGGACACUUGUCUGCUGGCUGCACCAAGAGAGAACCACUAGCUAGGCUCCUUGUAAGGCAAUGCCGCACGCCAGUUGACCCUGCCACCUUCUGGGGCGCUGAAUUCUUAAACCACAGAGUUGGCGACGAGGAGGCUGUGGACACACCGGCAUCGUUUCCAAGCAAGCGGGGAGGACCCAGAAUUUGGAUCUUCAUCAGUGCAGGUCGUGGAGAUGCCGUAUAAUUUUUCCUAUGAUUACGAUGAUUACUAUGCUGAAAAUUUCACCACUGAAGAAAGCCACGAUGACAAACCAACCUACGACUUCAGGGCCUUCGCUCGAAUCCUCACCGUUAUCGUCUAUAGCGUCACUUGCCUCCUUGGAUUACUGGGAAAUGGCUUGGUCAUCGCCGUCAUCACAUUCAAGAUGAAAAAGUCGGUCAAUGCGAUCUGGUUCCUCAACUUAGCAGCUGCCGACUUUCUUUUCAACGUCUUCCUGCCCUUAACCAUCACCUAUACAGCCAUGGACUACCACUGGGUGUUUGGCAGAGCCAUGUGCAAAAUCAACUCUAUGGUGCUCAUUCUCAACAUGUACACCAGCGUGUUCCUGUUGACGAUCAUCAGCAUUGACCGCUGCCUCUUGGUGGUUUUCCCAGUCUGGUCCCAAAACCACCGGAACCCUAAGAUGGCCUGCCUGCUGUGCGUCUUUAUUUGGGCUCUCGGAUUUUUAAUGAGUUCUCCUUCUCUUGUUUUCCGGGACACGACAAUGCAUAGAAACCUUCAAACGCAUGAAUACAUUGUCUCUUGUUUUAACAAUUACUCCUUGUCCAAUUCUCAAUUUCAUCACCAGGGUGAAAUGGCGCAAACUGUGGUUACCAUUGUCCGGUUCUUGGUCGGUUUCGUCGUGCCAAUGAGCAUUAUCACCAUAUGUUACGCAACCAUCCUUUGCCGACUGCAAAGGAGUCGGUUUGCUAAGUCCAAAAAGCUCUUAAAAAUCAUCAUCAUCAUUAUCACGACCUUUUUCUUGUGCUGGUGUCCCUACCACGUGUUUCAUCUCCUAGAAAUACAACACCGCAAAUUCCCACGCCAGCUGUUUGCGAUUGGAAUGCCGCUUGUCACGGCCGUGGCUGUUUCCAACAGCUGUAUGAACCCAGUCCUUUAUGUCUUCAUAGGACAGGAUUUUAAAAAGUUUAAGUUGAGCAUCCUGUACAGGCUGGUCAAUGCUCUUAGUGAGGAUUCCACACGCUCAACUAUCUCCCGCAGGAACACUGGGAAAAUAUCUUCGGUAACUGAAAAGGAGUCUAUUUUGCUCUGAGCUCUGGAAUGUGGAUGCAGAUAACAAUCUACUGAUCUGCCCAAAGAGAAGAUUUAAUGAGAUGGUUUCCACCUAGGAUCCAACACUCCCAAUGGGUUUCUCAUUCAUUGGUUCCAAAAGAGACAUGACUUUGUUGUAACAAAUCUGGGCAUUGGUGGUAACAAGAUGAGAUUUGGAGAGCUGAUUUAUUAUUAUUAUCUAUAUGUAUAAUUCUCUUAGGCAUACCCGCCGCUAAUCACAUGUGUGGCAUCUCUCGCGAGAGUUCGUGAGCGAGGGGAGGGGGAGAGGAAAGUGAUCGCCGCGGGGAACAUAAGGCCAAUGGACAGGCCAGAGAACGGGCGGGCAGACAGGCGGGCGGGCGGGCAGGGA